UGAGUCACAUGGUGCUGCCUGACGGAGGGAGCUGAUGGAGCCAGAUGAGGGAGGCAGGAGGCGAGCCCCUCCGGUUGCGCGUCAGCAUCCCCUCAAAUAGGAAUCUGCUGCUGUCACUUCUGCUCCACAUUCCGAGAGGCGAACCGCCGAAGCCCCCCCAGAAACCACAACUCAAAGCCCAACUCCGUCUGGCAUGCAGCUGAUUUUUUUUGUUCUAGUAUUUUGCAUGUGAUGGCCAAGGAAGAAGAGUAAGGGGCGGCUGUGCGCUGUGAGGAGGCUGGAGCUCUCCAAAGAAUGAUAGUGAGGACCAGGGCGCGCUGUCCCGGGAGAACUCAUCCGAAGAGCUGGCACCGAGGCACCGGGAUGCUCCUGUGACGCACCGGGUGGGGGGGUGGACCGGUUUUCCUGAGCAGACGGUCUGUGUGGCAGAGUUUUAGCUCGAGUGGAAGUGACUGAGUGACUGAGUGACUGAGUGAGUGAGUGGCUGUCAUGGAUGAAAGGGGACAAGAUGGCGAGGACCCUCCCUACCAGAACCUGCUUCUCCUGGGAGCCAUCGCAGCAGCGUCUGCCUUCGUGGUCACCAUCCUUAUUGUCCUCGUCUGCGUCGGCUGCCAAAGAAAAAGCAAGACCAAGCACCCUCCAGCCGGAGAGAAAGGGACAUCUGUAAAUAUGCAGGGCACACUUCGCCAUCCCAAACUGAACUCCAUGAGCAAAUCUGACACCAGGCUGCACGAGAUCAAUCGCUUUCCCUGCAAUGGAAACUCUGUUGGUAAGAGCCGUCCAGCCAGCAUGGACCUCCUGCUCCUCCACAGUCGCUGCUCCCAGACAGACCUGAGGCCCUCCCAUGGGCGCCAGCUACCCCAGAUCCCCACCAGUCCCCAGGGAUCUGGCCACGGGGAGGGUGGGGAGACGGGAGGAGAAGGGGGAGGAGGAGGAGGAGCAGGAGUUGGAGGAGGAGGAGGAGCGGGAGGGGCAGGAGUAGGGGAGGCCAGAGACCACACUUAUACCGAGGUGGGCCUGCGCAACAACCCCACCCCGACCCACGGCCUGGACGAUGGCCUGUACGAAAGUGUAGGCGUCCGGGAGGGUGACACGGGCCCCAAGGUGCCCUCUGCCCCGCCGUCCACAUCCUCCAACACGCCAGCUUUAGUCAGGGCUGCCCAGAGCCCGCCAGCUCAUACCAACGGAGGCCGCAAUGGAAACGGGCUUGGGAACGGGCUUGGGAACGGAGGCAGAGGGAACGGCAAGGGGAACGGCAAGGGGAACGGCAGGGGGAACGGCAGGGGGAACGUCACCAUUAAUGGUCCGGUGAAUGGAAGAGGUAAUGGGGUGAGCGCUGUCACUAGUUCCCCUCUGUCUUCUGUUAAAUCUCUGGCCAUUCAAGAUCCGACUGCAGCCGAGUACGCGUCCAUACGCAAGUUCAAAAAGGUUGACAAGACGAACAGGAAGGAAAACAACGGGGCCGACAGCCAGUCAGACAGCCAGUCGAGCGUGAGUGAUUCACCCUCCACUGCUCCUCCUCCCCUGCAUCGCAGUCAGGAGUUUCCACGCAAGCCGCUGGAGCCGUUCCACCUGCACUCCUUCCCAAAGGAGGCCGUGUUCAUGGGCAACGGGGAGCAGUACAUCUGGAAGCCUCCAGAGGACGAUGACAUCAUCACCUUGCACCCACCUCCACUCCGUGGCGAGAACGGACAGGGGCACCCAUCUCCCCCAACUGCAAAGGAGAUUGCAGACACUUACUCCAUCGUGUGUAAAUCCCAGAAGAAGAAACCUCCUAUGGAAAACAACGGAGCGAAGACCCUCCCACGCUCCUUCGGUGGGGAUAGGGGAAACCGGGGUCGAGGAAGAGGAGUCCAGGGCCCGGCGCGUUCCCAAGAGGAGCCCUGCUAUGAGUCGGUUGGAGACAGGUCCUGGUCCACAUGCGCAAUGGCCGAGUCUGACCCCGCGUACGCUACUAUCGACAGCCACCGGAAACGUGAGCAGGGGGGAACCAAUAACGGCACAGCAGGGGGUAGUGCCACUCUGAAGAGAAAGAAGCAGGUGCCGCCUCCGCCGCCGCCGCCGCUGCCGCCGCAGCCACCGCAGCAGCCACCGCAGCAGCCACCGCAGCAACAACAACAGCAACAACAGCAACAACAACAGCAACCGCAACCGCAACCACAACAACAAGCAGCACCAGCGGCACCUCAGGGCUCAGGACCCACCGCCCCGCCUGCUAGAGGCCUGCCUGGUGGGGAAAACUUCUAUGAGAGCAUCAGUGAUGUGAAACAAGGGGGCAACAGCGCCAGCACCACCACCAUCUUCACCUUCAAUGAUGGGAUGGAGAUGUACGUCACUGGCCUGUAGCUGGCUGACAGUCAGAAGGGCCCCAGAACCCUCUGGUACUGAGUCAGGAACGGGACCCUGUUGACCUGCCAGCAGGUUACUGUACAUAGAUACAAGGCCCUCUAUAGACAAAACACAUGAGGAUCCAUUUUUGUGUUGACAUCAGGUACAAACAGGGUCUUAAUCCAGGUUCAGACUUCCCUUGAUUGGUCUGCACUUCAGAACCAGCCUAAGCCUAGUCCAGCCCGAAUAUGGACCAAAUACAUUUCAACAACCAAGAAAAAAAACAAAGAAAAGAAAACUGGAAUUAACUGUACAACUUAAAUCUACUGUGUCACUGACCAUACUCACCUGUUUGUGCAUCAUUUUCCAUAAUAUCUUUAUUUUUAUAAGAACACCGUACUCUUUAAAGAGUAUGUGAUGAAACUCACAACAUGAGACAAAAAAACACUUUAAUAUAUGUAUAACAAAAUAAAUGUGCAUGCAUUGGGCAAACUCAAACACACCUGAACAUAAAGUGUAGUAGCAAGGAGCCUGGAUGUAUUAAGAGUGUAAGGCACAAUGAUAGCUAUUGUCACCCAUAAUCACACACAACCACAAGCACACACACACACACACACCCAUAGGCCUCAUCUUGGUGAGACUUAUGUAAUAUAAGCAGAUGGAUGUUACAGAGAUUUGCUGUGCUUAGCUCUCACUAAGCAAACAUCUGAAACAGGUUCUCGGUGCACAGUGGCCUAUUGCCUGGCCGACUGCAUCGUGGUGCUUUGUUCAAACAUAGCCCACAUAAUUUGUAGUUCUCCUUAAGCAAAGAGGCCAGUAAAGCCUUUUGUCACAGUUACACAAAUUACCUUCAACGUGCCCUACAUGUAUUAGCAAUUACCAAUAACAGCCCUUGUGAUAUAUAUAGAAAGGGACUUCUUGCGCAAUAAAGUUAAUUAUGAGAUUAGUUAACAAUCGGUGCUCAGAUUUGACAAACAUCUGUAGCCAGAAGCAUGAUGACACGCCUCAGCACACCCCCACACGGAUACACUCAGACUUGGCGGAGUCCUGCAGGGUAAAGUGAUCAGGUCAGGGGCAUCGAGUGGGUGACAGAUUUCACAAUGUGAGAUGUUGACUGUAUUACUGGGAUCAAAUGAGAGAAGACUAUUAAGAACUAAAAAUAAAUAAGGAAGUGAAAGUGUCCAAAAUAGCACAGGAUGUUUCAUUAUAUGCAGUUAAUAUGUCAUAACGUUUUUGGCUUGAUUUUAGGACCAUUUUAAUUUCGCACUGGUCAGCUGCAGGACUGGUUUGCCUAAUCGUGUGCUUUAAAGGGUGUUUCCAAAACGCCGUCCUGAUUCGCUCCCAUGGUCUCAAGACAGAACCAGAGUGGCCCUGCAGCUCACCAGACUUAAGUCUGAUGGUUGAAACAGCAACAGAAGGCUAAGGCUCCAAGAAAAAUAAAGAGCUGGGCACGAAAAUUGCCAGCGAGUGUCCUUUGGAAGGUUGCCCCUCGCCCUCUCCCCACCCUUGUCUCCAGCCUCUGAGUUCUCUCCCAUUGUAAACAAUGUCUUUCCCAUGUAGAUUUGGGGAACAUUAAAAACAGCGGACGAAAACAAAACAUUAGAGCCUUAAUAAAUGGGCAUAAAGAUGAGAGUUGGAGAGGGUUACAAGCUGCUCCCAGGCUGAGAGACGGAGGACGCAUUAGAAUGAGCUCCCUGAGACAAACAUGCGAAAACAAAGAAAAAACGGGUUUUAAAAUGUUAGUAGCAUACGCUCACAAAUGCUACUGCGUCUGAAAGUAUGUAAAAAUGAUUGCACUCUGUAUUUUAUGCACUGUUUCUUUUUUUUCUUACCUACUGACAAUACCAUUGGUUAAAUAGCUCAUGCCACUGCCAUAAAAACAGUAUGUUUAUGUUGUUGGUGCAAUUUUUUCUGCUUGAUCAAAAAAGUGCAUGCUUUGAUAUAUGGAGAUGAAAACAAAUAUUGUGGUACUUAAUUGAUCUCUUGUUCGUUGAACUUUUCUGUUGUACUCUUUUGCCGCGUGAUGCAAAGCAGCAUUCUAUUUUUUUUCAAAGCAACAACUUGGAGGAAGAGAAAGAGAGAGAGAGAGAGAGAUAGAGAGAAAGCACAGAGAGUUUAUGGCAGAGAAUUGUUUAUCCUCCCCUCUGGUGGAGCAGGACAGAGCAAUGGUGGUGGGGGAGGGAGAUGGAGAACAGCUAGUGUGGAGUUGGAUGAGGAUCGCUGCAAAUGGACAUGGAUCCAAAGGACCCUCCUCCUCCCCAUAGCGUGCACACUCAUACACUGGCAGGCACACACACACACACAAUGCAACAUUGAGCCAUGUGCGUUUUCAGUUUCGGGGAAGAAGCACAUUUUGCUUCCACUUGGUCUACCCUUGCAUACACUCCUCCCCCGGCUGUGUUCAUCCUCCAGUAACCGACACAGGCCUCUCUCUUCUCUGCUUCACCUCGCUCCCUCGCUGUGCAGGGGAGUGGCGUUUGAUGUCCAGUUCUGAGGGACUCUGGGAGUGAUAUUGGGGGUUGGGAUGGGGUGAGACAGAGGCUGUGGGUCAGGCCAACCCCAUGUCUGAUAUGAACGAUGCACCAACGGCUCAACCACUGUCUGAUAUGAGAAAUGGCUAACAGCUGGGACGCUUAACAAGCUCUGUUGAGGCUACCUUUAGACAACGCUGGCAGGAAAUCACUAUCACACUUAAUCCUUCUCCUGUGGCUGUCACUUUACGCGUCACCUUUUCUUUAUCCUAAGAGAAAGCACUGAUCUGAUAUAUUUUUUGCUGAGCACUGUCACACGCUGAUCGAGACGGACGUUCAUUGCACAAUCAAAUACAGUAUGAUGAUGUAAAUGUGUAAAAAAUACUCUGUUGCUGUUCUGAUGUUGUUCCAAUGUAACAUACAGUAUACAGUAUAUUUGUUGAAAAAAAGAUGGUUAUCACAGACACUGUACUUUGUGGAUGCAAAGUGUUUCAUGCUUUCCAUGCAGAUACAGAUGCUGUUUGUUAAUCGUUUUCAGAUAUAAUUAUGGGCCAAUACUGCUGUGACAGCUGUAGCCAAUGUUGUAUGUUCUUAAAGCACAGGGUUUAGUCUAAAAAUAGCAAAUAUAAUAAAAAAAAUAUAGUGACAGUGCAGAUAUGCAAAAGAUUGUAAUGUUUUAUAUUAACCUUCAUAAAAUAUUUAAGUGAGUUUUUACUUUUCUAAUAAAGUGGCACAUUAUAACGCG
This is a messenger RNA of Hippoglossus stenolepis (Pacific halibut), 5544 nucleotides long. RefSeq names its product basic salivary proline-rich protein 1. Bases 490 to 2346 code for a protein of 618 amino acids. The transcript has 9 exons. Gene Ontology annotation, biological process: negative regulation of T cell activation; B cell receptor signaling pathway; T cell receptor signaling pathway. NCBI's taxonomy places the organism in Eukaryota, Metazoa, Chordata, Actinopteri, Pleuronectiformes, Pleuronectidae. Gene Ontology annotation, cellular component: plasma membrane; membrane raft. The record is from RefSeq and is a predicted model, not a curated record.